AUGACAUCAUUGCAAUUGGCCAAUAUGCAGCUGGCCAAUAUAAACCCCAUCAUGCAGCUGGCCAAUAUGCUUGUUGAACAAGGAUUCAUGAUUAGUUUUGUCAACACCGAUUACAACUAUUCUCGUAUUGCACAGGCCAACAAACGUAUCGGGUGCAAUGAUUUUGUUUGUGAGGAAGGUUCUAUUCGUUGGGUAGUCGUCCCAGACGGCCUUCCUCCUAGUGAUAAACGCACAGACGUUUCCACGUUGUGUCAUUUAGCAGAAAGCGUCAUCGUCUCCUUCAUCGACAAACUGAUUGGGGAGAUGAAAGAGCAGGACCCUGAGCAAGCUAUUUGUUUGGUAAUGGACGACAUGUUAUCCACCGCGUUAGAUGCAGCCAAAUGCCACCGAAUUCCAAUGGCUUCUCUCUGGACAUCACUCAUUGCCACCUAUGCCCUGCUCUAUGAUUUGCCUAAUCUAGUCUCCUCCUCUCUUCUCCCUUCAAAUGGAGUCCUCAAGGACUUUACGAUGGUGAAAUAUCUUCCCUCCAUGCCGCCUUUCUACUCUGCACACCUUCCUUGGGUUGUUGGAUUUGAUGAAACCCAGCAAGAGUUUCUCUUCCGCUUCAAUGAACGUUACAUGGAAAGAAACAGAGAGCUCAAAUGGGUGUUAUUCAAUUCUUUUUAUCAUUUGGAAGCCCCUAUACUCGAUGACCUAAUCGUCCAAGGAGCUUCGGUAUGUUCAAUUGGUCCCUGUAUUCGUACUCCCCAUCUGAAUGGGGAAGUUCAUUCAGAAAUCACGGCGAAAUUUUGGAAAUAGGAAGCAGAAUGUUUGAAUUGGCUGGACAAGCAGUCUCAGAAGAGUGUGGUGUACGUGUCCUUCGGAAGCCUGGCAAUAGUGAAGUAGAGACAGUUGGAAGAAUUUGUGCUUGGCUUGGAAGCCACCCAGACCGUUUAUGUGGGUUCUGCGUAGCGAUCUCGUGGACGGGUCAAGUGCUUUACUUCCUCUAGGAUUCAUGGAAGCCACCAAAGAUCGGGCAUAUUUUGUUUCAUGGUGUCCACAAAUGAAGGUUCUUUCUCAUUCUUCUGUUGCGUGUUUCAUCACUCACUGUGGAUGGAAUUUCGUAAUGGAAAGCAUCGCCUUUGGAGUGCCCAUGCUCUACUGGCCUUACUUUACAUAUCAGUUUUUUAAUUGUGUUUAUGUGGUAGAUGUAUGGAGGAUUGGGCUGGCCUUGAAUAAAAACAGUGAUGGAAUAAUUGAAAAUAAAGAAAUCGAGAUGGAUGGGGGUGAAGAGGGUGUUUGAAAAUGAUGAGAUGAAGGCAAGAGUUUUUAAAUUGAGCGAGGAAGCGAAAGACCCAGUAAAGAGCGAAUGAAGGAGGAAAUCUCAUGUGACGAAUAAAUCUUGUUCUUUUGGGCUCAAACAAACAUGAAAUGAUGUCUUGAAUUCUAUUAUUAAAUAGCCCGUCGCUGCAAACCAACCGUAGUCCAAGCAUUCUGUUGAUUGUGUGUAGAGCAUACUAC
Cryptomeria japonica (Japanese cedar) is the source of this 1500-nucleotide messenger RNA. RefSeq names its product (R)-mandelonitrile beta-glucosyltransferase. The transcript is spliced from 2 exons. The coding region runs from base 1 to 798 and encodes 265 amino acids. Lineage: Eukaryota; Viridiplantae; Streptophyta; Pinopsida; Cupressales; Cupressaceae. The record is from RefSeq and is a predicted model, not a curated record.